This is a messenger RNA of Panicum hallii, 2917 nucleotides long. RefSeq lists its product as uncharacterized. NCBI's taxonomy places the organism in Eukaryota, Viridiplantae, Streptophyta, Magnoliopsida, Poales, Poaceae. The coding region runs from base 310 to 2538 and encodes 742 amino acids. The transcript is spliced from 4 exons. The record is from RefSeq and is a predicted model, not a curated record.
AUCUCUCACAAAUCACUCUCAAAAUUCCCUCCAUUGUUAUGAAAAGGAAACAGGGCAGGGAAAUUUAUAAUCCAGGAAGACCAACCCGGACUCCGUUUGGCGCGGCUCCGAUGGUCGCCGCCGGCGCCUCAGCCGCCCCCACCGCCGCGGUCAUCCCGUGAGUCCUCGCCCCGCCCCCUCGCCUAGGGUUCGAUCCGCGCGCCGGAAUCCUCACGCCCCCUCUUAUUUGUUUCGUUACCAUCCAUUUCCCGUCUCCAAUUUUCGUUCGCUCGAUUUGCUCUCGUUGCAUCUGAGUCUGCCCCCCGCGGAAUGGAUUGGGCGCACGAGCAGGGCGUGAGCUUGCCGGCGCCGCGAUCCGAGCUCCACCCGGGGCGGAUGCAGUACCAGCACGGCGGCAGCCGCAGCCGCAUGCCGACGUUCGCGCGCGGCGGCGGCGCCUAUGGCCGCGGCCCGAAGCAGUUCUACCCGCCGCCGCCUCCCCUCCCGGCGGCCGCGCUGCCUCCGCCACCGCCGCUGAACAAGUAUGAGGUGCUCUUGGAGGCCGGCCGCCUCGCCGCAGAGUACCUGGUGGCGAAAGGCGUGCUCCCGCCGGGCUCCCUGCAGCAGCGCGGCGGCGCGGUCGGUGCCGGGGGAUGGGGCCAGCUGCCGCCCCCUCCUCCGCUGCCGGCAGGGCAUGAAGCCCCAGCGUACUACAACGCCAGGAGUGGCCGACGGCAGGUCGAUGAUGAGUGUGGUACUCGAAACGCCCGCUCGCGGCGGAGCCGUGGUGGCGAUUACAGUAGCGGCAACAGCAGCAACUACAAUGGAAGGUGGAAGAGGAAGUUUGGGGCUGACAAUAGGUAUUCGGAUUUGGGGAGGAAUAGGGGUAGGAGCAGGGGAUAUUCAGAUUCACGGAGUUAUGAUGAGGACGAUGAGGAUGGGGCUCCUGGGUUCAAACGGGAGCGGCGAAGCAGUGGUGGGAUUGAUGAGGUUGGGAGUAGCGUGUCAGGGGUGGCUGGGGAGGGGCCAUCAUCGAAGGUGGAGGCGAUGGGGGAGUCGGAACUGGAGGAUACUGGAUCAAAGGCUAGUUCUAACAGCAAUGUUCGGCAGGAUGAGAAAGCUGAUGCUCCGCAUAAGGUGGAGGAUGAGAAUGAGGCAAAUAAAAUGCAGGAGGACAGUGUGGUGUCUAAUUCAGAGGUAGUGGAGCAAACAUUGAAUUGUGAGGGUAAUGGCAACAAUGAUUCUUCUGGUGUUGUUCAAGAGGCUGAGACAAAACAUUUGCCAGUAUCCUCAGGUGAAAAAGUCUCAGAUGGGAAGCCUGAAGAUUGUGGCAUUCUGAGUGAGAAGGUUGAAGAUGAUAAGACUUUGCUCGAGAAGGCUGAAGAUGAUACGACGUCAGAUGAAGUCUCCGUUAUGGAGAACAAUUUACCUAAUGAUCCUAGAAAUUUGCUAAACUAUUGUAGUUUUGCAAGAGUUCCAACAAGACUGCGAUCAGUGCUUGCAAACAGGAAUGCACGACCAGCCCAAAGAGAAUUUCCUGUGUCUGGACAGGUCAGUCUGGUUACCACUGAAGAAAUGUCCCAGACGGCAAUGGAUGGGGAAGCUAACACCAACUCCAUGACUAGUAUCCAGGAAGACAGCAAAGAUGAGGUGGUCAGACAAGAACAUGCCGAACAAAGUACUACCUGUAAUCAUGUGGCAGAAUCACUGACAUUCAAUGAAAAGGGAACACUAGGUGAAACUGAAGAGAUGGAAGAACAGAAGAACAUCCCUCAACAUUACGGACUCGAGGAUAAUAAGGAGCCCAAUGAACUGUCUCCAUUUGUUUCUCACCAGAAUAGCUUCAGUUUGCAAGUUGAGAAAGGAAUUCAAAUUUACAAUUUAGAUACGCCACCACAGGAUGAAGUGUUGAUCGAUCCACCCGAUAAAGGAAAAACAGUUGAUUCGGAGUUAUUACCUAAUAUCAAAGCAGAAGCUGCUGUCACAAUUGAAGAGGAAAAGCUUGAUCAGUCUAGCUCAUUUAAAAUACGUGAUCUCAACCUGGUUGGUAGUCCAGAGGUUGCUGACAUGCGAGCUGAUCCUCGUUUAGGCCAAAGCUCCGCUGCUGGAUGUUCAGUGGAGCAACAAGAUACCCAGCAAGUUGACUUUGGAACAACUCUCGGUAACAAUUUAAGUAGUACUGACACAUUUAUAUUGGGAAAUAAGGCAGUUCAAGUUAUUGACAUCGAAGAUGACCCACCAAUUGAAGCUGUUGCUUGUGACACUUCAAAAGCAAAAGGUGAAAUGGUGUAUUCUAGCAUGGAGAACAUGACGAACCCGCCCACAAACACCGAUGCCCUUCAUGGUAUCCAAGAUGGUUAUAGUCUUGGGAUUUCAGAUUACCUUGGUGCUGAUAUGCCAUGCUACCAAUCAAUACAAACAGAUCUUCAAGCUGGGAUGGACCUAAAUGGUUCAGAGGGCAUAACUGUCAUGGAUGAUCCAAUAUAUAGUUCUCUUAGCGACAUAGGUUUUAUGGAGGUUUGGGACCAGCAACCUCAUGACUAUGAGAAGUUCUUCUGAGGAAUGAACUUGUGUUGCUGAAACUGUCGCAGAGUUUGACAGAUAAAUAGAGUUACACAACACUUGCAUAGACAGAAAUAAAGCAGCAAUUGUGCCAAACACAUAUAAUUCCACAUGCCCAUGCGCCAGCAGCAUGUCAAUGCAUAUUCCAGGCCAUAUUGGCACUUUUGUGAUACCAGGGUCCGCGUCAGAAUGCAGUAGACUUUCACUUGCCCUGGCUUGUUACCCGACACAUAACACACUUGUGUAAAGCGCUGUCGUAUAGCUGUCUGUCAUGUAAUUCAAGGGAAAUUGAACCCAAGCCCGAUAUUCAUCCCAAACAAUUCGUCAUCUGUAAACAGUUCAAUACUCUGCAAAAUAAAUGGUUUAUUUUGUUGUA